AGCGAAAGCUUCUUCUAUUCCGUCAACAACCAUUUGAACCAUUUGAACAGUGCCUAUUGAAUAGCGGCAGCUUUAAGGUGUGCGUUACUGCACAGGCAUGAGAAUAUACAGGUGUUGGUUUUGUUCGAGUCCAAUAUACCCUGGUCACGGGAUUCUAUUUGUCAGAAAUGACUGUAAAGAAUUCCGUUUCUGUAGAGGAAAGUGUCAUAAAGCGUUUAAAAAGCAUAAAAAUCCUCGCAAAGUAAGAUGGACUAAAGUUUCCAGAAGAGUUCGCGGGAAAGAACUAACUGAUGACCUUUCCCAAACAUUUGAGAGGAAGCGAAAUUCAUUACUGAAGUAUGAACGAGCAGCAGUUCAAAAAAUCGUUGAUGCUGUUCCAAAAAUUGAUCAGAUCAAGCAUAAACGAGAAUCCGCAUUUAUCAAAAAACGACUUUCGAAAGGAGUACAGUUGCGUAGAGAAGAAGAUAUUAAACUUGUUAACACACAAAUGCAUCUUAUUGAAGCCCCAGGAGCCAAAAGAAAACGUGAACUAAUGGAUAUUGAUUCUGAAACAGAUUUGUCAGAAGAGGAAACAAUGGACCUGUCAUUUACUGAACUCGAGAAGGAGACAAGUAAAAGAAAAGCAGUUGAUAAGUCAAAAACUCGUGGCAAGAAACAAAAAAUCGCUUUGGAAGCUAGCUGAUUGAAAUAUAUUGAUUUUGUACUUAUUUGAAUUACUAUUAUAUCUUUCAUCUUACUGAAGUAUGAACUUCCCCGUUUCUAGCUUGUCACUUAUGGGUGGUAAAUUAUAGUUUCUAAGAAUUUCUUCAUCACUCUUUCAUCUGUCAUCGUUCACUGAAUAUCAGUCUAAGUGAUUUUUGUUCAACGAAAAUAGAAAGUCAAAAUUUAGGAUAGACAGUUCCUACUUCUUGUGUUUGUUCAUUUUUGAAUUCUCUCGAGAUGUCGUAAGUACCAAGCUGUGCGCUGUUUACAGAAUGAACGACAUUUGUUUAGAGUAAUACAUUAGGUUCUUAUUUAUGGUUCUGUAAGUACCACUGGCCUUUGAUAACUGGUAUUUGCUGUGCCUAUGUUUACUGCUAAAAGAAGCACAGCAAGU
Messenger RNA from Schistosoma curassoni, 1096 nucleotides. The record is from the annotation of a GenBank genome assembly. NCBI's taxonomy places the organism in Eukaryota, Metazoa, Platyhelminthes, Trematoda, Strigeidida, Schistosomatidae.